AUGGUGAAAUUGACGUACUCACCUACGGAAACCAUGUAUGCCGACUGUCUCACAAAAAAUCUACCGAAAGCCACAUUCAUCAGGCUUCUCGAACUAAGUCAAUCCCACGGCACACGCCACGAGGAAUCAAAGAAAGCACUACGGGACAAAUCGGACAAGGGUAAAGAGAAUUAUAGGGCAAUCUCGGUAAACGAGAGCAACGUAUGCGACACAGCAUCAUGUGUAAAAACGUUCUUCCGCAGAACGAAGAUUUUUCGUGCAGAAUUUCACUCAGCAAAUUAUGGAGCACACGUACAUACAGACGAAUAUUCGAUUCAUGAACGGCAACAUCACCCUGCCGAGCAGCGUGAUGGAGGUACAUAG
Molecule: messenger RNA, 363 nt
Organism: Ectocarpus siliculosus
Lineage: Eukaryota; Phaeophyceae; Ectocarpales; Ectocarpaceae
Source: the annotation of a GenBank genome assembly